Molecule: messenger RNA, 1522 nt
Organism: Uranotaenia lowii
Lineage: Eukaryota; Metazoa; Arthropoda; Insecta; Diptera; Culicidae
Gene: sro
Product: D-beta-hydroxybutyrate dehydrogenase, mitochondrial
Exons: 4
Coding region: 111-1367 (418 amino acids)
Molecular function (GO): oxidoreductase activity
Source: RefSeq, a predicted model, not a curated record
AUUAGACACACUACGUGCAUUAAUUUGUAGUAUCGAUAAGAAGUUAUCUUUAUCUUUGUUAAUGUUAUUGAUCUCGAUCUUUCAUCCUGAUGUAUUCGACCCGAAGCUGAAUGAUUCCAUCGCCAGUCAGUGAGGCCACGAUUGAAGCGUCCACAUCGGCUGUUGCAAUAGUAGCAACAACAUCGACAAAAGCUUGCUCCCUUCCUGAACGCAUCUGCAAUUUCUUGAUUCCGUGCUCUAACCUGUUGGGAGAAGGUUUCGUUUAUCUGGGAACCGGUGCCUUUGGAGCGAUGGCCGUGCUACAGCGGUGCGGACUUGGCGAUAUCAUCAAGUACGUUGGCCUGACGACGGCCGCCGCCGCAACUUUGGGUAUCCUGCUGAGCAACACCGCCUCGGAACGGCGGAAACGAAACUUUUCGCGACGUUCCGUUGUGUUCAUCACCGGUUGCGAUUCUGGACUAGGCUUCAACAUCGCUCAGCUUUGUCACAGAUUGGGCUUGGUUGUUUUCGCGGCCUGUCUGGAUCCGGAAUCCGAGGGUGCCCACAUGCUCCAGGAAUUGGAUGGCGGCAAAACCGGUCGUUUGACAGUGAUUCCAUUGAACAUCACAUUAGAGGAGAACGUGCUGGUCGCGCAUCAAACGCUGAAGGAGUACUUCAAACUCAAUCCAAGUCAUGAACUAUUUGCUUUCGUCAACAAUGCCGGUGUUAUGUGUUUCGGAGAGUUUGAGUGGCUGUUGGACAAACAUAUCGAUCAGCAGCUGGGGGUGAACCUACUUGGUACGAUGAAAUUGACCAAAACCUUUCUACCGUUACUACGUGCCCACAAAAGUCGACUAAUUAAUGUCACCAGCCACUGUUCGCUACAAGCAUUGCCCGGCUUGUCCGUGUACGCGGCAUCCAAAGCUGCUUUGCGAUUCUGGACCGACGCCUUGCGUAUGGAAAUGUCGCCUUACGGCGUUCAAGUGGUCAACUACAUCCCCGGUUCCAUGGUGAUGGAGAGCAACAUUUGUGCAAACCAGCAAAUUUAUUCGGAGCAAAUGCGAGCUGCCUUCACACAGGAACAGCUCGAAUUCUACGGUAGCUAUUUUGACGAGUACAAUGCCUAUCUGAAGUUCAUUUCCGGAAACAAACCAGUAGCGAGUUUCGCUGGUAACCAUCCAGUGAUGCGCACUUUUGCCGAUGCCUUGUUAGAUCUGAACGCGAAAGCUAUGUAUAAGUGUGAACCUUGGCGGUACCAGUGGUAUCAUUUUCUGUUCCGCGUGACGCCGACAUGCAUCUGCGAUUGGUUGGUGCGACGUUUCGUUUCGAUGCCGAUGUACAAAUCACCGGAAGAGCGUAAAGCCAUCGGAUUGGGCUAUAGUUUGUGAAAGUAAGUGUUAUAACAACUUGCUAUUUAUAGAAAGUUAGGUACGAUACGGUCUAAAUUUACAAUGACUUGCUAGCUACAAAUAACGCCGUUAUUCCCCAAAGUAUGGAUGCCGGUUUCACUUUGUUGAAUGCAAUAAAUUUAUCAAUUAACUGA